Molecule: messenger RNA, 1827 nt
Organism: Auanema sp. JU1783
Lineage: Eukaryota; Metazoa; Nematoda; Chromadorea; Rhabditida; Rhabditidae
Source: the annotation of a GenBank genome assembly
AUGUAUGACUUGGGCGGAAGCCCUUCCCAGUUCCGUUCGGAUGACAUAGUCAUUGAUGAUAACCCUCAUCUGGGUGUAGAAAACUAUCGAAUAUUAAGAUUUCUCGGAAAGGGAGGUUUCGCUGAAUGUUAUGCGGCUAAGGUUUUAAGUAAUGGAGCUGAUGUUGCUCUUAAGAUUGUGGAAAAGACUAAACUUAGGGAUUCUGGAUAUACAAAAAUGAAAAGAGAAAUCAGCAUUCAUAAGAUGGCCCUCCAUAAGAACAUCGUUUCAAUGUUAGACAGUUUCGAAGAUAGCAAGAACUUCUAUCUUGUUCUGGAAUUAUGUAAUUAUCAUAGCUUGCUGACCGUCAUAAACACAGCUUAUGGCCAACGUGGUACCUGUAUGAACAUGCACGUUGUCCGGAAUUAUUUAUAUGGAAUUCUUUCUGCUGUCGAUUAUUUAUUAGAUAGGAAUAUUCUUCAUCGAGACAUCAAGCCUGGAAACAUCUUCAUCGGAAAUGAUCGAGAAGUUAAACUAGGUGAUUUUGGAUUAGCCAUAGAGAUGAAAGAUCUUCACUCCGCUAGUGUUAGUGGAACUCCCAAUUACUUAGCUCCUGAGGUUCUUCAACGAAAAGGACACUCAGAAAGCAGUGAAGUCUGGUCUAUUGGUUGUCUCUUGUAUUGCAUGAUGACAGGCCUUCCCCCUUUCGAAACCGAGUCCAUAGAGAAAACUUACAUCAAAAUAGCACAUGGGGAUUAUAAAAUCACAAUGGGCAUUAAAGCUACACCAGUCGUAUCAGAAAUCAUUUCUCAAUGUUUGUCGGUUAAUCCCAAAUCUCGACCUCGAGUGAAAACGUUGUUACGUUAUCCUUGGUUCGUUGACAACCUGCCCAAAGACUCACAUAUGUCUCCUCGGUAUUUGACAAACCAAGCUGCUCUGACCAGAACAAAAAGUGUUGGAGACAUGUUGAAAGAUGCGAAUGGUAACUACUUCAAGUUCUCGAGACCAAAAUCAACUGUCGGCGGGUUGCAGGACAGUUCAUAUCUCAGCGACAGAACACGACGAAAAUCCAUCACAGGAUCUCAUGAUUCAGGCUUUGGUUCUGAAGUGGAUAUGUCUCGAAGGCCUUUGUUAAUGGAGAGAAUAACUCAAGUUCAAAAAGAUUUGCGGUCCAUUCUAGAAGGCCAUCUUACAUUAAUACCAUGUGCGUUUACUGGAAUUUAUAUAUCCAAAUGGGUUGACUACUCUAAUAGUCGUGGAUUUGCUUGUAAAUUAUCAGAUGGUUCAGUUACUGUGAAAUUCAAUGAGGGGUCUUGUCUCACUAUCCCACCUUAUUCGACUCGAUUCAUCUAUGCUAGUUCUCCUUUUUCGGUGCCUAAAAUCUGUGAUAUGUGUACAACAAGACCUUCCAUGGAAAGUCAACUGUUCGACACUGCUGUUGUAUAUGGAAGUUAUAUGGAUAAGGAGUUGGCUGGAGGCCAAACUAUCCCAUUCUUUAGAUUCUCGAUUGUAGAUGCUCCUUAUAUAGUUUAUUACCGUUUAUCGGCAGAUCAUUUAAUAGUUGUCCUAAGCGAUGGAACUAUACAGAUUAACUUAUUUAAUGAGAAAGUCAAAAUUAUACUGUGGAAAGAAACUGUUGAACAUGAUGGCCAUAUCUGUAUCACUUUCUUAACUCAAGGAUUUGAUAUGCAAACUUUCCGAGUCCAUCCACCAACUACAACCAACCCCUCCCUCAAGACGCCCAUGAUAUCACACUUGGAGGACUAUUUCCAACACAUAUCCACUAUAAUCUCUGCUAAUUGUGAUCUAAUCUCGCCUAAAAAGCCUCCUCUUUCCACUGAGUGUUAA